AUGACAGGAAGAGCUACGGACCGUAAAGGAAAGAACAAAGAUACUAAGUCUAUAUCUAAUGAACUGGAUGAGAACUUGGCAACCUUCACUCUACCAGACAGUCUACCUUGCUCCGAAGUUGACUUUCCUGUUCUCAUACACACUAGAGCCAAAGCAAAUUGGAAAGAAAUCGUUGAAGAAACAGACAACAAUCUCAAGGAACUAGAAGAAUAUGCAGCUAGCAAAAUGGAUCCAGUUCCAAAAUCGCAAUUUUUAAAAACUGAAUGUGACUACGUCAAAAGAGAUAUAUUUGUUCAUCUUAUACCUGCUUUGGAAGAAACCCUAAAUAAGGCUAUCAUUUGGGAGGCAUUAAAAAUUCAGAAAUGCUUUUUUAACGGUAUCGACCAUAUUGCUCAGGUGCUAUGGAAUAAUAAUCCUAAAUAUCCUGCUCGUAAGAUAAUGGACCUACAUUUAUUUAAUAUGCCCUGGGUGCGAGAAUAUUUAAAGAUCAAACCUCGUCCGUACUAUCCCAAAUCUUGGUUAUGGCCUGAAAAUUAUGCUGCUACUCUAAUACAGAAAUCAGUUCGUCAGUACUUUGUACAGCGUGAAGAAGAAGUUCAAGAAAUGCGUGACUUUUGGAGGAAAAUUGAAGCAGAAGAUAAUCUUCCUGAAAUGGACACCAAUCCAUAUUUGGCUAAGAAGUUUGCUUCUCUCCAAACAUUUCACAAGAAGCAAUGA
This is a messenger RNA of Danaus chrysippus (African queen), 717 nucleotides long. The record is from the annotation of a GenBank genome assembly. NCBI's taxonomy places the organism in Eukaryota, Metazoa, Arthropoda, Insecta, Lepidoptera, Nymphalidae.